CUCACCAAUCAACACCAAAGAAAAGAAAAAGUAGAAGAAGACACCACGUAACAAGAAAAGAUAAGGAUUCAUACCCAAUAAGUAGAGCAUUUCAAGUAGUGCAAAACCCUCCCCUGCCAGAACAAAAAUCCAGUGGGAUAUUAUAAAGAAGAUGUAUAGGUUUAGCAACACAGUGAUAGGGUUCUUGAACCUUUUCACACUGCUAGCAUCGAUACCGAUCAUCGGAGCAGGGCUAUGGAUGGCGAAGAGUAGCACCACUUGUGAAAGUUUCUUGCAAACGCCAUUGCUGAUAUUAGGGUUUGUGAUACUGAUUAUAUCAUUGGCAGGUUUCAUUGGAGCUUGCUUCCAUGUGGUUUGGGCACUUUGGGUUUACUUGCUUGUCAUGAUGCUUAUUAUUGCAGCUUUGAUGGGGUUAACUAUAUUUGGAUUUGCGGUGACAAGCCAAGGUGGUGGGCAUGAAAUCGCUGGUAGGGUUUAUAGGGAAUAUAGAUUGGAAGAUUACUCACCAUGGUUGAGGAAUAGGGUUAAAGAUCCUCAGUAUUGGAAUACUAUUAGAAGUUGUUUGUUGAAUUCCAAGACUUGUGGGAAAAUUGCCCUUUGGACUCCUCUUGAUUAUCUUAACAAUGAUAUGACUCCAAUCCAGUCGGGUUGCUGUAAACCACCAACAUCAUGCAAUUACGAGAUGAUGACAAUGGUAGCCCAAAAUCCAGACUGCUAUAGGUGGAACAAUGCCCCAACAGUGCUAUGUUAUGAGUGUGAUUCAUGCAAAGCAGGAGUGCUUGAAUCGGUGAGAAGGGAUUGGCAUAAACUCUCAGUGCUCAACAUUGUCAUGCUCUUGCUUUUGAUUGGGAUUUAUUCAAUUGGUUGCUGUGCUUUCCAAAACACUAAAAGGGCUGAAACUGAUUACCCAUAUGGCCAAAACAGGAUGUCCAAAGUUAGACCAAGAUGGGAUUACUAUUGGUGGAGAUGGUGGCAUGACAAAAAGGAGCAGCUUUAUUAGCUUUUUUUUAAAACAUCUUCCAUAAAACUUUGUUGGUCAAUGUUCUAAUUGUCAUGUAAAGAUGGGACAAUGCACUCGUUUUUCUAUGUAUGAAAUUGCAGCUUUUUUUUUUUCUUUCUUUGCUGAAAAAAAAGUUCUUCAA
Messenger RNA from Gossypium raimondii (Peruvian cotton), 1142 nucleotides. Its product is annotated as tetraspanin-6. Gene Ontology annotation, biological process: auxin-activated signaling pathway. Lineage: Eukaryota; Viridiplantae; Streptophyta; Magnoliopsida; Malvales; Malvaceae. The transcript is spliced from 3 exons. The record is from RefSeq and is a predicted model, not a curated record. The coding region runs from base 152 to 1000 and encodes 282 amino acids. Gene Ontology annotation, cellular component: plasmodesma; plasma membrane.